Molecule: messenger RNA, 2773 nt
Organism: Vitis riparia (riverbank grape)
Lineage: Eukaryota; Viridiplantae; Streptophyta; Magnoliopsida; Vitales; Vitaceae
Product: F-box/kelch-repeat protein At1g57790-like
Exons: 2
Coding region: 120-1109 (329 amino acids)
Molecular function (GO): protein binding
Source: RefSeq, a predicted model, not a curated record
UGCUUCAUAGGUUAGCUGAAACAACCGCAGACAAGCAAGCAAUUACAAAUGCAGAGAAGGCAGUGACACUGGAGCUACAAAGUUGGUCUGAUCUUCCGGCAGAACUUUUGGAACUGAUUAUGUCCUGUCUAACUCUAGAGGAGAAUAUUCGCGCAUCUGCUGUUUGCAAGAGAUGGUACUCAGUUGCAAUUGCCACCCGGGUGGUAAACCAAACCCCAUGGAUUAUGUUCUUUCCAAAGGUUGGUGACACGUAUGAAUUCUAUGAUCCAUUACAGCGCGAGACCUACUGCAUUGAUUUACCAGAAUUAUGUGGCUCUAGGGUUUGUUCUACCAUUGAUGGAUGGUUGUUACUAUACAGACCUAGAACUCACCGUGUGUUCUUCUUUAAUCCCUUUACUAGGGAGUCAAUCAAACUGCCGAGAUAUGAGAUGUCCUAUCAGAUAGUUUCUGUCUCUGCUGCCCCAACAUCUGCCAGCUGCAUAGUAUUCACAAUUAAGCAUAUCAGUCCCACUGUCGUUGCUAUUAGCACUUGUCAUGCUGGUGCUACCGAGUGGACUACUGUUAAUCACCAAAAUCGCCUGCCUUUUGUUAGUAGCAUUUGGAAUAAGUUGGUUUACUGCAAUGGACUCUUUUAUUGUCUUAGCCUCACUGGUUGGCUAGGGGUUUUUGAUCCAGAUGAUCGUUCUUGGGAUGUUCUUUCUAUCCAUCCACCCAAAUGCCCUGAGAACUUUUUUACCAAAAAUUGGUGGAAGGGCAAAUUUAUGUUAGAACACCAGGGGGAGCUCUUUGUUAUUUACACAUGUUCUACUGAAAACCCUAUUGUAUUUAAACUGGAUCGAAACAAACUUGUAUGGGAAGAGAUGAAAACCCUUGAUGGUAUGACAAUAUUUGCAAGUUUCUUAUCAUCUCAUGGAAGAAAUGACCUCCCGGGAAUAAUGAGAAAUAAUGUCUUUUUCUCUAAAGUUCGUUUUUACGGAAAGCGUUGCAUAUCAUACUCUCUCGAUGACUGUAGAUACUAUCCACGUAAGCAGUAUCAUGACUGGGGAGAACAAGAUCCCUUUGAGAGCAUUUGGAUUGUACCGCCACAAAACUUCUCAGCCUUCAGUUGAAGAACUGUACUGUCAUAGUUUGUUUUGUAGCUACCAGUGGGGAUGGCUGGUUGUAAGGAGGAAGAAUGCCCACCAUUUUGCUAUUCCUGGAUAACUUUAUGAAAGAUAAUGGUUGAUGCAUGGUCUUUAUUGGUGAAGACCAAGAGGGGCUCACUAUGGAUUAUAUAUGGGCUAUGGAUUGCAGUUCAUUCCCACAUCUACUUAUCAAAACAAGAGAAGAAAGAGGGAAAAUAGAGAGCAAACAUAACAGAAGAGAGAGAGAGAAUGAGAGGGUCCCACCCUAAUUUGGGUUGCUCCUUACACUCCAUCACUAGGGCUGCUUCAUUAUGUUGCACCUUUUAUGUGCAGUUGUAAGUACUUUCCGUACAGCAUAACACUUGUACAAUACGUUGUAAUAAUCCCUAACUUGUACAAUACGUUGUAAUACUCCCUAUCCAGCUGUAGGCCAGCUCUUUAUUUUCUUGGAAACCAAUACUUUACUAAAGAAAAUAUCAAAGUUCAAAAUAAGCUUGAUGGAUGAGGUAUUCUUCAAUCUCCUGAAGUAUGAAUAUAGUCUCUUGUGAGAACUUCUCUGCCUGUCCCCUCAUCGACUAUUCCAAGCAUCCGCAUAAGAUCUCUAAUCUCCAGCAUAAGGUAAUUAUAACAUCCUACCAGCUAUAUUUCAUUUAAUAGAUAACUGUGGCUGAAUUUCAACCUCUAGGCCCCCUUCCAUUAACUUGCCAUUCUCAUCCUUGGGACUUUGACAUGCUUUGCUCCAUAUAUCCUUGUCUCAUCCAGUGGUUGGUUCUAUAUUUUAGCAAGUGGCUAGUAGGUACAGGCAACCUCUGUUAUGCAUAGGUUAGGUAUGUUUAUUUUCGUCUCUGAAUAGGAGGGUAUCAAUUGACGUUCCUAGCUCCCUUCCAAACCUGGAUGCCUUUAUGUAAAUUAUUUUUUUUAGCUGAUCAUAAUAAUUGUAUGGAAAUAACUUUUCAAGUGAAAUUUAAGACUAUAGGUAGUAAUGCAGAAAGUAUUUUUAGUAUCGAGUUGAAAUAUAGACCCAAAAGGGUAGUAACUUGAAAUGGAUUGACUACCGGAAGACAGUUCUCAAAAGACAAGCUUUUAAUUACACAAAGGCAUCAUUAGGAUGGAAUCUAAUAGCAUAGAUCCAAUGUAGUCUUUAGGUUUGCUUUCUCGAAGAUAAAUUCAUUGGUCCUAUGGGUUUCCAUGUAAAUAUACUUGGUAAUGAUAUGGAAAGUCAGUUUGCAUAUGCUAGCUUGUUUGUGGCCUUAGCGGUUUUGUGCUUUGUGCCGACCUGAAAAGCUCCAUAAUGGAAAUGCAGCUGCCUAUUUUUCAUUCAAAUAGAGGACUGUUGGUCAAAAAAGGAAGGUAAAUUUUGGGAUCAUUUACAUUAGGCUUUUGUUAAACACACCAGCCUUUCCUCUCUGUACAUGCACCCUAUUUUUAAAAUAAAAAGGAAAAGGUGGGUGUAUUUAAUUAACAUCACCCUUUACCUUAACCCUGAGGGGUAGCUCAGUUGGUCCGGUCUUGGGUUUGCUCCCCAAUGGUCACCAGUUCGAGUCCCCUCAGGGCCACUGGAGGUUUACCCAGUCGUUAACUUCAGGGCCCUGUGGAAUUAGUCAAGGUGCGCGUAAGCUGGCCCGGACAUCCACGGUUAUAAAAAAAAA